This is a messenger RNA of Chara braunii, 1433 nucleotides long. NCBI's taxonomy places the organism in Eukaryota, Viridiplantae, Streptophyta, Charophyceae, Charales, Characeae. The record is from the annotation of a GenBank genome assembly.
AGUAUAGACUGGAAAAGAGAGGAUGCAUGGUGGAGAAAGAUGUGUGAACAAGGAGCGGAGAGUCGAGGUUCAUUUGAAGAACGGCAGUGCUUGAUUCAGUGAAGAACCUUCAAGCCAGGAUAGUGAGGCUACAGCUGUCGAGCGUUGCGGCUUGGUUGCAUUGGGGAGUGGUUGCCAGGCUUGAAAGCUGGAAGUCUUGGAAGGUUCAUUUGCAGAAGAACAACACUUCAUUCAGUGAAGAACCUUCAUGCCAGCAUAGCGAGGCUAGGGCUGUCGAGAAUUGCGACUUCGCAUUGGGGAGCGGUUGCCAGGCUUGUGCACUGUAAGUCUUGGACGGGCCGUUUUAGGAUAGGAGUGAUGAGCGAGCUGAGGAGGGCGGACAAGGACUUCAUCAGGGGUGAAUGAUUGUGAAAAUGGAGAAGUCAAAUGUCAAAGCUACCAUCCCAAUCUCAACAUCGAUAUCUCAGGAUCGCUUAUCGUUUUGUAGACUGUGAUAUGUUGAAGGAUCAGGGUAAAGAUUUGGCGGACGGGAGAUGCUCUAUCCUUACUUCCAGCUGAUGACAUGGGCAGAUGUUGAGGACCUCUGGAUGACAUGGGAAAACUUCUGAGCAUUGGUCGCUGAGAUACCCAAGGUCAGCCAAGUGGUAUUUAAUAUUUAUCUUGACCAUCAAUGAAGGCAAUGACCAGCAUCUGUCUCAUUAUCAUUGACAGCUACAGAAAAGGGAAGACCAAAAACGUGUGAAAAGCCAAUCUAAACUGAAGAUCUGUGCUUGAAUAACGUUCCAGUGGCGGACUGGAGAGGGAUUUUGCAAAUCUAAACUGAAGAUCUGUGCUUGAAUAACGUUCCAGUGGUAGACUGGAGAGGGAUUUCGCAAAUUUCAAGAGCGGUUUUUAACAUGGCUUCAGGAGAAGUGCUAUCCUCAGGUGGAAAGCUCAGCAGGACUCGUUUCAUCAGGAAUGCUGUUUCUGUACUGGUGUUGCUGUUUUCAAUGGGGGUUACUUCUGCAAGAGGAGACUCUAUGCAGAUUGUUCAAUCGCUGUGGACAUUUCGGAGCAAGUUAGAGGUGAACUGCACCCUCCCUUCUUGGGAUAAUAGCUCGGACCAUUGCAGCUGGCCAGGGAUUACAUGUAACGCUUCUGGUGCAAUCACAAGAAUACAGUUUUCGGGCUAUAAUUGCUCUGGCGAAAUCAAUGAGGCGAUCACAAACAUCACCACUCUGGAAAAACUGGAUUUGUCAUGGAAUUCAAUUGCCCAAAAGUUUCCUAUUUACCUCACGGAGUUGCCGAAUCUCCAAGAAUUGGAUCUAGGGAUCAACAAUCUGACGGGAGAGCUCCCACCAGAGAUCGGGAACUUCACAUCGCUCGAACUUUUGUAAGUUCCAGACUUGUUUUCAACUUUUCCGUACGUCUAAUUAGGUUUUAAACUUUUCGUA